Messenger RNA from Callorhinchus milii (elephant shark), 2630 nucleotides. Its product is annotated as selenoprotein P-like. Gene Ontology annotation, cellular component: extracellular region. The transcript is spliced from 5 exons. The record is from RefSeq and is a predicted model, not a curated record. Gene Ontology annotation, biological process: selenium compound metabolic process. Gene Ontology annotation, molecular function: selenium binding. Lineage: Eukaryota; Metazoa; Chordata; Chondrichthyes; Chimaeriformes; Callorhinchidae.
AAUAGCGGGAGCAGCUCGGAGCUAGUUAGAUCUGAAAACAGGAGCAGGAAUAAGAACAGAAAACAUGAGGAAGAAUAUCCAAAGCCCUGGGCAUUAAUGCCAACCAGCCUGGGUCUCGCUCUGACUCUCUGCCUACUCCUGCUGGGGUGGGUGGAGGGUCAGGUAAACGGAACACAGUGUACCAAGCCACCACAAUGGAGGAUUGGAGAGAAUUACCCAAUGAAGAACGCUCUGGGUACUGUGACAGUGGUAGUACUUUUCCAAGCGAGCUGACAGUUAUGUCAAAAACAGGCACCCAGAUUGGAUAGCCUGCGAAAAAAUCUGACAAAUGCUGGCCUGGUGAACAUCUCUUACUUAAUAGUAAACCAUCAAGAGAAGCUUUCACGUGACCUGUAUCAGAAUUUCACUGAUUUAGUGUCUAGGGAUAUUCCUGUGUAUCAACAGAAUGUUCAUCAGCCUAAUAUCUGGAAGCUCUUACAAGGGGUUACAGAUGACUUUCUGAUCUAUGACAGAUGUGGCCAUUUGACCUACCACCUGGGUCUGCCCUACACCUUACUAACCCUACCAUAUGUGGAGACUGCAAUUAGGAUGACUUACUGUCAAAAUAUCUGCAGUGGCUGCUCUGUAAUGCAAUAUGUUGAAGCAUGUAACUCAACAAGUGCAACAGAAGAAAACACUGCUGACAAAACAGUACAGAAUCAUCGUCGUGGAGUAGUUAAAUCAGUGAAUAAGGCUGAUGCUCAACCUGAUAGUGGCCUCAACACACAUACACAACUUCUGUUAAACAUGACUGGGCCAGGCGAAGAGCAAGAUCCCCACCGAAGGCGGCAGCACCGCCAUCAUCAACGUCAUCACAAGAACCAUCACAACAACUCAGGUCAUCGAGAGGAAAGUAUGGCAGGAACAAGUGAUGGACCAACAGCCAACAGCCCCAGAGUACAGCGGAACCAGCAUAGUCUACAGAUACGCCCUUGAAGAGUAAUGAAAUUCAAAUGUAUACCAGAAGUGAGGUCAGAGGUAGCUCCAGUCAGCUGAGCCUGACACUGACGUCAGCUGUUUGGGAGCGACCUCUCACACAAUGUGGUCACCUGACAGUGCCGCAAAACCCACCUCCCAUCAUCCUGAUGGUGACAGCAGCCAAAGUCUGAAGGCAACGUUCCUGAGGUUUGACAGUGACGCUCGCUCUCUGCUGCCAGUUGACCAGAAAAUAGUCAGAGCUAAAUUACACAGACAAGCCCGACAUUUUAACACUUGAUUGUGACCAAUGGAGGAAUAGGAAGCACUUGGUUUGGAACGUUUAUUUUCAAUGUGAAACAGCUUUCUUUUAUGACAGUUUGAAGCCAAAUAUAAAAUCAUAAAAUCUUCACAUUUCACAAUGUAAUUACUUUGAAUAAGACACAAACAGAAAUCUACGGUAUUUUUAAGUACAGUCUGUCUGACUGCUAUCGUAUUAAAUGCUUUGAUUAUAGUUUGACCUUAGAUGUCCCAACAGCAAUUAAUAAAUAUGGCAAAUCUGAGAAUUAACCCACAACAAUGAAUGGCUUUUACAUCAAAAUACAGAAUUGAACUUCCCAUUUCAAAUUGCAACCCUUCCCCAGGUUUAAAGUGCUUUACAAUUCCUGAUCUAACAACACGAGGGAGAAUAUGUUACCUAACAGUAUUAUGGACAUUCAGUGUUAAUUCGGGAUUAAUUAUUGCCACUGUUGCUUUUCUUCCAACUAUUCUGGUUGCAUUUGUGAGGACCUCAGCACAAACUACCCAGUAGGAGCUGCUGUCUGAUGUAAGGCAAACACAAAUGGAAAAAAAAGUGAAGUGGGAAAGCUAAUCGACUAAAUGGAGAACAACUGGAAAUAUUUCGAACAGGGAGUUUUAUAAGCUUUCAAAAGCAAACAUUACAAAACACUUUUUCUGAAAGAAAACUUAUAUUCUUAAACAUUGGCUGCAAUCUUAAAGCAACAAAAUAACAGUUAAUUGAAGUUUUCCUUUACAUGACCUAUGCUUCACCUACAUUAACAUGUUUUGGCCUCUAUCAAUUUGGUUUCCCCGCUGUAAAAAGGGAAUCUUUCUUUACUUUGUCUUCCUGUGACUUUUCUCUCCAUUGGCAUCACAAGAAAAAUAUCUAUGUUUUAAAUGAGAAAAUAUGUUUUACUUAAUCAGGGAAAUACAUCCAGUUUAACCUGUGAUGAGGUGUAGAAGUAAAAUAACAAGAAGACAAAAGCCUUUCCCAUAGAAAUGAAGGUGAAGGCAGUGAAAUCACCAUGUUUAAUACUAAAAUGUGUUUCCAAUAACUGCAUUUUCAUUCUACUUAAAAUUACUAAGCAAUCAAAAAACACUGCUUUUUUUUAAAGUUUAUGAAUCAGAAACCAGUAGGCAGUGAUUAUUCUUAUUAAUUUGCUUCUUGUUUUGCUUCUGGUAUGUCAGAAUGAAGAUGAAAGGUUAUUACAGUUUGUUUGGAAUCAGGCAUCAUACUCCAUGAUGGUGACUAGGAAAUCCAUUGACCCUAGUUAAUCUGAAUCUCUGUAUGAUAAAUGCUGCCAAAAUAGAAGUUGGGACAGAUUUUCUAAACGUUUGUAACAUACUAGAACACUUCUGUAGGAAGGUUUUAAUAAACAUUCAAUUUGUAAUAUUCA